UAUCCGUACUGUUGGUCACUGUUGCAUAUUCAAUUUCUUCUGGCGAGCACAAAGGUAGACACUGAAGUAAGGUAUUGCCGUCGCCUCACUUUGCUUUGCAAUUUAAUCACCAGAGUCAGGUACUGCAAACAAAUCAACGAAGUGGACUAAUAAUGGCAAACUUAGAGAUUGUCCGAUUAUUGGUCCUGUUAGCAGUAUCUCUAGUACCAACAAUAUAUGCCUGCGGUGGCUGGAUCAACCAAUGGGACGGUCCUCUAGAAUUUGAGUGCCGAAGUGUGCAUCAAUUUGUCUCGCGUGUUCAAAGUAUUCAUAACAACCACAGAGAAGACAGACGGUAUAAAAUGAGCUGCCGAAACAUUCCAAGUUAUGUUCGACAUUGCCACUCAACAAGUUGUCGUUGGACAGGAUAUCUCAACAACUAUGACGACCUGCUGAUGUAUAACUGUGGGAGAAAUGGCUACAUAAAUGGCUUUCGUAGUGUACAUAACAACCAUUACGAAGACAGAAGAUGGAGAGUAAGAUGUUGUACUGUACGAGGUCUCUACCUUCAUGACUGCACCCAUACAGGAUGGACGAACUCCUGGGAUAGGCCCCAAUACUAUAAUACACCAUAUGGUCAGAUAACGAGUGGUGUUUUGUCGUGGCACAAAAACCGCUAUGAAGACAGACGCUGGAAGUACCGCAUAUGCAAGGUUCGAAAGGCUCACUGUACAGGUGAGCCUAUCGAAGAAGAUUUUGUUGACAUCCCUGCCAUCGCGGACAGAAGUAAUACUGCUCCUCCUGCCGUCGAAGAGAUGAGCGUGGACACAAGCUAUACUGAUGUCCCUGCUGUCGAAGAGUCAAGUGGGGACGGAAGUUCUGCUGAUACCCCGGAUAUUUCUAUUUCGGAGUAGUUCAUCUCGAGCUUUUCUCAAAGCAAGCCUAGUUUAUUUAACCGCAACUUCAUAUACAUUGAAUAGGUUUCUUAAUUUUCUUAGCCUUCGUACUACCUAUGGGAUAUAAACAAUGUUUGUUCGUGAAAUCCGGCACAAUAAACCCAUUGUAUUGUCUUCUUCCGGUACGUGUUAUGCAUGUCUGGACCACAAGAGACUUCGGUUUUAUUAUUUUUGACCAAUCGCAAUUUCUAUUUUAUCACGCAAUUUUCCUAUUUCACCAAAAGCAACUGUGCAUAUUUUAUAGAACAAAUUUUGUCUUCUUUCCCUUGCAGAUAUAAAGACAUUUUAUAUGAUGGCAAUGAAUGCCAAUGAGUAUUACCAAAAGAUAAUCUCAGAAAAUGCAACGUGCAGUCGAUGAUGAUUUCCCAUUAUUUCAGUUUAAACAGUAUUUAUUUGACGUGAUGGUACAUGUUAUAACAUAGUGUGAAAAGUGUAGACAAUCUAUUAGUUUAAAUGUUAGGCGGUUUUAUAUUAACAAUGGUGUAACUAUCUGAAAUAUUGUUAGUGCCUUCCCCCACACUAUUCACAUGAUAUAAGAAGGAAACUAAUUUAAGGUAAUUUGAAAAUCUUAAUAUUUAUGUAAAGAGAACAGCCAAUAACUCACUUUGUUCGAGAUAAGGAAUAAAGAUACGAACAAAGAAAAACGUAAAACGCUAUUCUUUUAUUCAUUUAGACAUAACUAUGAAAACUUACAUUCAUCCCUGAUACUAUUGUCUAUUAUCAUUAAAAUGUACCAAAAUGA
This is a messenger RNA of Mercenaria mercenaria, 1677 nucleotides long. Its product is annotated as hemagglutinin/amebocyte aggregation factor-like. The transcript is spliced from 5 exons. Bases 153 to 893 code for a protein of 246 amino acids. NCBI's taxonomy places the organism in Eukaryota, Metazoa, Mollusca, Bivalvia, Venerida, Veneridae. The record is from RefSeq and is a predicted model, not a curated record.